Strongyloides ratti is the source of this 639-nucleotide messenger RNA. RefSeq lists its product as hypothetical. NCBI's taxonomy places the organism in Eukaryota, Metazoa, Nematoda, Chromadorea, Rhabditida, Strongyloididae. Bases 1 to 639 code for a protein of 212 amino acids. The record is from RefSeq and is a predicted model, not a curated record. The transcript has a single exon.
AUGAUGUCAUUUACCAAAAUAUUAAGUAUUUUUUUGUUAAUUGCUGCUACUACUAUCAAUAUAACAAUAGGGCAAAUGAUUAAACAAUGUGUUUGUAGUGAAAUUCAACCAUGUUUAGGUAAAUUUUCAGAUUCUGUUAUUGUUUGUGCUGAUCAAUGUCAACAUCAUAUUGCUAAGACUGGUGCUAAUUAUCAAGCUUUAAGGUCAUGUAUCCUUAGUAAAGAACCAAUGAUAAAAAGUACUAUUAAAUGUCAAAAUGAUAAGUUAUCUGAUACAUGUGCAAAAAGACCUGGAAAUAUGGUUAAAAAAAGAUAUGAGGAAACAAUUAAAAUUGCUGCCAUAAGUGAAAUUAACAAAAUGCUUAGUUCAAGUGGAGUUUUAUCACAAGUUAAACCAUUACUUGGUGUUGGUAAAAAAUUCUAUGGUUGUGUUGCUAAAUGUAUGAAAAGUAAAGCUGGUAAUUGUCAAGAUAAUUGUGGUUUAGAUCUUCCAUCUGAUACUGUUAUGGUUCAACAAACUAAACAAUGUGCAAAAGCUUCUGGUUUUUCUACACCCGUUGUUAGAGAUCUUUGUGGAUGUGCUGUCAAAGCAGGAUUAUCACAAUUAAAUGGUGUAUGUGAUAAAAUUGUUAUUAGUUAA